AUGACAAGCUCACAGAGAUUCCCACGUGUGAAUAUUGUGGGUGAUGACUAUGCAAGAUAUGGAACAUCGAUCUACCAGAAGUUAUAUAACAGGAACAGCGAUGGAACGAGCUAUGUUGAGAGUUGCGUAAGUGGCGGAGGUAGCAGCGUCGCGGGGAAGAAGCAGAAUAGGGACAGCGGUUCGUUUAGGGUCAAAGGCGUGUGUAGUACGAUAGGUGGCCAUGACGACGACAAACUUGUCAAGACGACGACGAUUGGAAGCUCGUUCAGUGUGUGCAACGGAAGCAUGGUGGAGGAUGUGAAGUCCAUGACGCAGCAGAGCUUGGAGACUGCAAGCGGAUCCUUGGUAAUGAAUGACGGGGAUAGUUUGAGCAAAAGGUCCAAGAUCAAGAGACGGUAUAAGUCUUUGAUAAGCUCAUCUUCGAAAAAGUUGAUCAAUAGGCUGCAUGAGCAUGGAUCAAGCGAUACGUUCUCGAUAUUUUCGUUAAGGACUUCGCACUCCAACAAACCGCAUGACUUGUUGAAAUCAGAAAAUACCAUAUACGAAAAGCGGCCUGUCGUGCAGUAUGCAGAUAUCAACGGAUUGCCAGUCGAGGUGGUGGCGAAUGUGCUGCUCAUGAUUAGCCAUGAUCAAAAGAGCCUGGUGAGCACGUUGUAUGUCUCAAAGAUAUUUUGUGAAGCUACAAAAAUCGUUCUGUACAGGUACCCGAAAUUCACUUCCACAUAUCGAAUUGGGCAGUUCAUCACAUCCUUGAGAUUACAUCCUGAGAACGGUGCACAUGUCAAAGUUUUAGACUUAUCGGCAUUGCAGAAUGGGCUUAUAGGGAAACAGGCUUCUGGCGGUUAUACCAGCAGCUACGACGACGAGGAGGCCGACGAAAACGAUGACAGAGAGACCAAAAAUACAGCCGCAUCGGAUUCUGAAAACUAUCCGGUUGAUGAAGACGAUACAAAUUAUGAAGUUGCGCUUGCCGGUUGGAGAGAUUGGCGGCAUAGGAAUGAUCCAUUUUAUGGUGCCACAUUUUUGAACAGUUACAAUCUAAAGAAAGUUGUAUCGAGAUCUUCUUCCAUCAGUUCUCAGCUAAGUUCUUCUACAGCUACAUCUCAGCCGGGAAACUCUAUGACUCAUGCUAGGAAGCACCGGUCCAAUAGCUCUGUGAGUUCCUUUACCAGCAGCAUCAUGUCAUCCUUUCAGAACGCUUCACAUGUGUCGCUAGCUACAACCAGCUCUACAGUAAAUGGAGCUGGUGGCAGUAACAGCAGUAACGGUAGUAGCAAUUAUGCUGCCGGUGGUAAAGGCAACAGCUCCAAUGGCAAAAAUAUUGGUAGCGAUCAAAACGCAAAGAAUCGUGAUUCGAUCUGGUUGAAGAUCAAAAUAGGAUCGAAAAAAAGAACCAGAGGUAAAAAUCAAAGAAUACAUGAACAGAAAAAGAGCCAGCAAGAACAGAAGCGUUCCAAUGCCACUACAACUGUAAAAUUUGACAUCACUCGGCCCUGCAAAACAAAACAUCCAUAUACCAACAAGUUUUUAUUAAAGUACGCACCUUAUUGUGACCUACCCGUUGGAUAUAUUUUACACAUUUUAAAAUUAUGCCCAAACAUUACAAGAUUCAAUCUUUCAAAUUUAAUCGUUUGUUCAGAUUUUGAACUUAUAUCAAAGAUGAAAAAAAUCAGACCAAGUUAUUCAAUGUUGCCAGCUGUUCAAGAAUCUGUUAUUACAACAACGAAAUCCGAAGCAGACUUGGAAGUCGUUUAUCUCACAGAUUCAAAUAAGUCGUAUGAUUAUUAUACCAAUACCAGAAACAGAUCUUCACUCAGUGACCAGGCAAACUUUUUCAAGUCAAGCGCAAAUAGCAAUGACUAUCCGCUACCAAUUGAGGGACAGACCAAGCGCAAGAAUUUCGCCAAUCAUCAUCAUCAGAACGCAAAUAACGUCCAACUAAGAAAAUUGAACACGGUCGAAAUAUUUGAAUUGAUAUGCAGAGAAGACAGGCCUCCUUUGGAAAUGAUCAAAAUGAAUGGAAUUGUGUGGUGCAGACAAAACAUGAUUAAAUUCCUUGUAUUGAAAAACUUCAUAAAACUGAAAAAUUCUUUGGAUAUGAAAAUGAGUUUCGAUAAGGCCGGACUGAAUAUGAACCUCAUUUGGACAUGUGAAGGAACUUUAAAAGAUUUUGUCGCAAUGAUUGUGAUCGACGAAAUUCAUAGAAGGGACGAAAUAUCUUUACGACAAAUUUUCAAAGACCAGAAUGAUCCAAGAUUCACCAAGGAUUCUGAUAUUAUUGAAAUCAGUGAAAUUUUUCCCAUCGAAUAUGGAUUGUCCAAUGAUUCUCAGAGGAAUAGCGAAGUGAAUUUUAGAGUGACUAUCCUGAGAAGUACUAAGCCCACUAGCUACCGCUUGAGACAAAUUUCAUCGUAUUAUCAUUCGCUGGUCAUUAAUCUGUGCGUUCAAGAUGCUACUGCAACUGAUACCGAUGCCAUUGGAUCCUUAUCCAACAAUGCCACUCCUGAACCCUGUAAGAGACUCCACCGCAUGGCCCAUGAUGUCGUCAACAGAAUGUGUGAAUCAAGAACAAGUCAACUGAGGAGAACCAUCGGUGAAAACAAUUACAUAAUUGCAGCAUCCACUUCCACUUCCACGUCGAUAUGA
This is a messenger RNA of Zygotorulaspora mrakii, 2646 nucleotides long. RefSeq names its product Cos111p (gene COS111). The transcript has a single exon. The record is from RefSeq and is a predicted model, not a curated record. Lineage: Eukaryota; Fungi; Ascomycota; Saccharomycetes; Saccharomycetales; Saccharomycetaceae. The coding region runs from base 1 to 2646 and encodes 881 amino acids.